This is a messenger RNA of Acanthosepion pharaonis, 837 nucleotides long. Lineage: Eukaryota; Metazoa; Mollusca; Cephalopoda; Sepiida; Sepiidae. The record is from the annotation of a GenBank genome assembly.
AUGGGUUCAUCAACCAUAUUCGUUGUCGACAGAAGUAUCCCCUCACCGGGUUCAUCAACCAAGGGGGUUUUAAUAUAUUCGUUGCCGACAGAAGUAUCCCCUCACCGUCUUCAUCAACCAAGAGAUAUGGGCUUAAUAUAUUCGUUGCCGACAGAAGUAUCCCCUCACCGGGUUCAUCAACCAAGAGAUAUGGGCUUAAUAUAUUCGUUGCCGACAGAAUUCCGGGUUGCAACCAAGAGAUGGAAUAUAUAUUCGUUGCCGACAGAAGUAUCCCUCACCGGGUUCACAACCAAGUAUGGGCUCAUCAAUCAACCAAGAGAUAUGGGCUUAAUAUAUUCAACCAAGAGAUAUGUUGUUGCCGACAGAAGUAAUUUCACCGAUCAACCAAGAGAUGUGGGCUUAAGUAUCCCUCAUCCCCGUUUUGCCGACAAGUAUCCCCUCACCGGGUUCAUCAACCAAGAGAUAUGGGCCACCGUUGGUUCAUCAACCAAGAGAUAUGGGCUUAAUAUAUUCGUUGCCGACAGAAGUAUCCCCACCGGGUUCACCCAAGGUUCAUAUAUUCAAGAAGUAUCCCUCACCGAUCAACCAAGAGAUAUGGGCUUAAUAUAUUCGUUGCCGACAGAAGUAUCCCCUCACCGGGUUCAUCAACCAAGAGAUAUGGGCUUAAUAUAUUCGUUGCCGACAGAAGUAUCCCCUCACCGGGUUCAUCAACCAAGAGAUAUGGGGCUUAAUAUAUUCGUUGCCGACAGAAGUAUCCCCUCACCGGGUUCAUCAACCAAGAGAUGGGCUGGGCUUAAUAUCCUUCGUUGUCGAUUCGUCAACCAGAGAUGGGCUUAA